UGCAAAAUGUCCGCUUCCGGCCCCCGGCUUUUCAGCAGCCGCUCCUACACGAGCGGGUCUGGCUCCCGCAUCAGCUCCUCCGCCUUCUUCCGGGUGGGUGGCAGCAGCAUGAGUGUGGUCGGGGGCUACGGCGGCAGGGCCAGGGGUGUGGGGGUCAUCACGGUUGUCUCAGUGAACCAGAGCCUGCUGAGCCCCCUUAAGCUGGAGAUGGACCCCAACAUCCAAGCUGUGUGCACCCAAGAGAAGGAGCAGAUCAAGACCCUCAACAACAAAUUUGCCUCCUUCAUAGACAAGGUGAGGCACCUGGAGCAGCAGAACAAAAUUCUGGAGACCAAGUGGAGCCUCCUACAGCGGCAAAAAACCGCUCAGAGCAAUAUAGACGACAUGUUCGAGAGCUACAUCAGCAACCUCUGGGGGCAGGUGGACACCCUGGGCCAGGAGAAGCUGAAGCUGGAGGUGGAGCUUGGCAACAUGCAGGGGCUGGUGGAGGUCUUCAAGGAUAAAUAUGAGGAGGAGAUCAAAGAGUCUGCAGACAUGGAGAGUGAAUUUGUCCUCAUCAAGAAGGAUGUGGAUGAAGCUUCCAUGAACAAGGUAGAGCUGGAGUCCCGCCUGGAAGGGCUGACCGACGAGAUCAGCUUCUUAAGGCAGCUGUAUGAAGAGGAGAUCGGUGAGCUGCAGUCCCAGAUCUCGGACACGUCCGUGGUGCUGUCCAUGGACAACAGCCGCUUCCUGGACCUGGACAGCAUCAUCGCCGAGGUCAAGGCCCAGUACGAGGACAUCGCCAACCGCAGCCGGGCUGAGGCCGAGACCAUGUAUCAGAUCAAGUACGAGGAGCUACAGACACUGGCUGGGAAGCACGAAGAUGACCGGCGCAUGAAGAUGGAGAUUUCUGAGAUGAACCGGAGCAUCAGCCGACUCCAGGCUGAGAUCGAGACCCUCAAAAACCAGAGGGCUGCCCUGGAGGCAGCGAUUGUUGAUGUUGAGCAGCAUGGGGAGCUGGCCAUUAAGGAUGCCAAUGCCAAGGUGGCCGAGCUGGAGGCCGCCCUGCAGCGAGCCAAGCAGGACAUGGCCCGGCAGCUGCGAGAGUACCAGGAGCUCAUGAACGUCAAGCUGGCCCUGGACAUCGAGAUCGCCACCUACCGCAAGCUGCUGGAGGGCGAGGAGAGCCGGCUGGAGUCUGAGACGCAGAACCUGAGUAUCUAUACUAAGACCGCCAGUGGCGACUCAGGUGGCCUGAGCUCGGCCUAUGGGGGCCUCACAAGCCCUGGCCUCAACUAUGGCCUGAGCUCCUUCCAGUCUAGUUUCAGCCCUGCUGGUUCCUUCAUCGGUGGUGGUUCCUCCAAGGCUGUGGCCGUGAGGAAGAUAGAGACCCAUGAUGGGAAGCUGGAGUCCGAGUCUUCUGAUGUCCUGUCCAAGUGA
Molecule: messenger RNA, 1419 nt
Organism: Zalophus californianus (California sea lion)
Lineage: Eukaryota; Metazoa; Chordata; Mammalia; Carnivora; Otariidae
Product: keratin, type II cytoskeletal 8-like
Exons: 1
Coding region: 7-1419 (470 amino acids)
Cellular component (GO): keratin filament
Source: RefSeq, a predicted model, not a curated record